Molecule: messenger RNA, 3313 nt
Organism: Nematolebias whitei (Rio pearlfish)
Lineage: Eukaryota; Metazoa; Chordata; Actinopteri; Cyprinodontiformes; Rivulidae
Gene: egf
Product: epidermal growth factor
Exons: 22
Coding region: 53-3313 (1086 amino acids)
Molecular function (GO): calcium ion binding
Source: RefSeq, a predicted model, not a curated record
GACCGAGGGAAUGCCUGAAGCUCAGUGAACAAGUGCAGCAGGGACCAGGAGUAUGCCAGCUGCAUCGAUAUUAACUGCACUAAUCUACGUUUUGGUGCAAAGUGCCAGAAGCUUGGCGCUCGAUACAACAUGCUGGGGAGAGCGACUACCAGAAGGAAGGAACAGGAGCUGCAUCGGUUUGCAGCCGUUCCUGAUAUUCGGCCACGGGAAAUCAAUUCACCGGAUGGGCCUCGAUGGAAGGAGCCACAGGAGGCUUGUGGCGAGCGUGGGAAGCUCCAUCCUGCUCGACUUCCACUUCAAACAGGAGGAACUUUAUUGGGCUGACAAGCAAACAGGCGUCAUCCACAGAGCGUCGCUGAAAGAGGCGCACCGACAGAAAAUCUAUUCGUCUGACAAACACAUCUCAGGCCUGGCAGUGGACUGGGUUUGGAACAGUGUGUACUGGACGAGCAGGGAGAAGGGGCAGAUCAAGCAAAUGGACCUAAAUGGGAAAAAUGAGAGAACAGUCUUAAGACACUUAACACAACCAAGUUGUAUAAAUGUCGAUCCCACCGACAGGUUUUUGUUUUGGCUGAGCGGUGGGAUAACUUCAGGAAUCCAACGUUCUGAUCUAACGGGACAAAUUCAAAUGACCCUAAUUGAAAUAACGGAGCGGACCGCAGCGCUGUCCACUGACAGACAGGACAAAAGGCUGUUCUGGGUUCAGUUUGGCUUACCAGGAGAAAGUGCCCUCGCUUCGUGUGACUACGACGGGAAUGCCCUGCACAUCAUGGACCAGCCGCUUUGGGCUCAGUCACUUGGACUGUCAGUCUUCCUGGACCAUGUGUACUACACUGAUGCAGCAUCCCAGGUUAUAAAACAAGUGAACAAGUACACCGGUGGAGAUCCAGAGGUGGUUAAUAUCAGACAAAUGGCCAAACCUCCUGUUGAGCUCAAGGUGGUACACCCCCUCGUCCAGCCAAUGGCAGACCCUUCCUCACCUUUUCCUGGCUGUGGUGAGCAAAGUGGGAACUGUGUGAACGUUUGUUCUCAUCUAGCAGAGCGAGGCGUUUGCCAGUGCACUCAAGGUUUUUCUCUCAGCAAGCACGGCACUUAUUGUGAAGACGUGAAUGAAUGUGCCCACUGGAACCACGGCUGCUCUCUUGGUUGUGAAAACAUCCCAGGCUCAUAUUUCUGUACCUGCCCAAAAGGAUAUGCUCUCCUUCCAGACAGGAAGACGUGCCGAGAAAUAGUAGAAUGUGAAGGCAACGGCGCACGAUGUGGCCACGGGUGUCUGCAGACUGGGAGUGGGACCGUCUGUGUUUGCCCUGAAGGAUCCAUUCUGCACGAGGACGGACAAGCAUGCACCGGCUGCUCCUCAGCAGACAGAGGUGGGUGCAGCCAGCUGUGCACCCCCGUCACCCCCAGGACGUGGCAGUGUGGAUGUCUCCCCGGCUACGAGCUCCACCAAGACGGCAGACGCUGCACUGCAUCUGGACUUCCACCGUUUCUGAUAGUUGCCAAUCUGGUGGACGUGAGAAGAAUGAACCCUGACGGCUCUGAGGAUGAGAUCUUAGUGAAGGAGCCCAGAGGAACAAUCUUAGCUUUGGACUAUGAUCCUGUCCUGAACCAAGUGUACUUUGCAAGUAUAGGCAAGAAGACGAUAGAGCGCGUGGAUCUGAACAGUGGGUCCAGACAGGUUCUCGUCUCCGAUGGUUUAGACUCUCCAGAAGGACUGGCCAUAGACUGGGUCCACCGCAGGAUGUACUGGACGGACAACAGAAGAUCAGCUGUGGACUGCAGCACUCUGAGCGGACUGCACAGACAAACCGUGGUGACAGAAGGUCUGCAGAAGCCAAGAGCCGUUGCAGUCCAUCCUCAAGCAGACAAGUUAUUCUGGACUGACGCAGGCGCUCGGCCUGCAGUGGAAUGUGCCACCCUGCAAGGCGCUCAUCGAACGGUUAUUGCAAGCACCCACCUCGUGUCCCCCACUGGCCUGACGAUCGAUUUCGCCGACAAUCGAUUGUUCUGGUGCGAUCAAAAGAGAGGCCUGAUAGAGACAGCUGCCUUGGAUGGUUCAGAUCGACGGAUCCUGUUAGAGAACCAAGUAGGUCGCCCUUUUGGCCUCGCAGUGUUUGAAGACCAGCUCUGGGUCUCAGACUGGGAACGUCAGAGGCUGAGGAGUGUGCACAAGCGGACUGGGAGGAACCUUCAGCAGCUCCAUGAGGGAAUGGUCCAGCCAGCAUCGAUCGUUGUCGUCCAUCCUCUUUCAAAACCAGGAGCAGACGCCUGCCUCCACGUUAAUGGAGGCUGCGCUCAGGUGUGUGAAAGCAAACUGGGAUCAGCCGUCUGCUCGUGCCUGCCACCUGACCACCUGGCACCUGAUGGAAGAACCUGCUCUUCUGCUGAUGCUUCAGGUGUGACUGCAGCACCUGGACACAGGAAGCCCCCUGAGCGCACAGCGCCCGGCCUAACGACUGAUGGAGGGAAUAAUGCAACGUUCUCCACAGAGAAGAUGGUUGCAGACCAGACUGAGUGUCCUCCUCUCCACUGUGAUGUGCACGCACGGUGUCAGAUGGAUGCAGGAAGGCCGCUCUGUUCCUGUCGAGAAGGUUUCACAGGUGAUGGACGCACCUGUCGGGAGAUGGAAGCUCCGUCACAUUGGAGGACGUCUCCAAGUCCAGCUGAUGCCACCACCCGGGGCCACAACAGAAACUCAGCAGAGAGGUGCCCCCCCAGCCACGAAUCCUUCUGUCUGUACAACGGGAUCUGCUUCUACCUCCCCGACAUGGAGUCCUACGCCUGCAACUGCGUGCCCGGCUUCAUCGGCGAGCGCUGUCAGUUCAGUGACCUGGAGUGGCUGGAGCUUCAGCAGGCGGAGGAGGAAAAGAGACGGAGUGUUGUGAUCGCAGGCUGCACGGUGCUGCUCGUGUCCCUGCUCUCCAUCAUCGCCUGCGCCACCUUCUGUUUCAGAAGCAGAAGACGCCUUCAGAAACAGUCGUCAGUGGAUAACGUGAGUGAAAUCAGCGUGACAGAUGCGAGCAUGUUGGAGACCACAACCAGUGACCCCCGGUUCUACAUGGUUGCAGAACAUGAUGUGGAAGAGAAGGUCUUCUCAGCAGGUCCAAGGGGUUCUGUCUGUCCACCGGGCUCUCCAGAACCAGACACCGACCAAUCAUCUGCAGAGCCACACGUGUCCAAACACAGCCGAGGGUGUGAGAGUCCCGCGGUGCCGGCUGGUGCCACAGAAACCACUCAGCCACCGGACCAGCCCUCAGAACCAUCCCUGGGGACGUUUCCAUGUGUUGGGCAGAAAAUAUGUAUUUGUACAUAA